Rotaria sp. Silwood2 is the source of this 1137-nucleotide messenger RNA. The record is from the annotation of a GenBank genome assembly. Lineage: Eukaryota; Metazoa; Rotifera; Eurotatoria; Philodinida; Philodinidae.
AUGAAUAUAUUACACAUCCUUCUACCAAUUGCAAUAUUGUUGAUAAGCAAAACUUAUUCUGUACCUAUUGACACAACUGAAUAUUUGGACUUACCAACCGACGAGAUUCCUAUAGCAACGACAAUAACAACAACAACAACAACGACAACUACAACAACUUUAGCUCCUGAAGUUGAUCACGAAUGGGAAGAUCUUGUCUUGGGUGGACCUACAGUCGUCAAUUAUCUUGGCUUAUUUAUGGUACAUGCAUCACGAAAAGAUCAAGUUUUAACACCAUCUUCCGACUACACAAUUAACUAUAUUCACAAUGUUCAAUCUUUACGUGCAACACUUAUUCAAAUAUCAUCAGCUAUGCAAGCUGCUUUUCAAGUGGCACGUGAAGACCUUGUUCGUAUUCAAAACAGUAUGAAUCAAAUUCCAGAACAUAUCAAAGCAGGUCUUCUUUUGAUCCAAACAGCACCAAAAGAUCUUCUUAGUAAAUUAUUACCAUACACAUUGCGUAAUGUUAAACGCGCUGCUAAUGAAGGAUCAUCUGUUAGUAAACCAACACUUGAGCGCUUUGUUUCAGUGGGAUUAUUAUUGGAAGAAUUUGCCACAUUGAUUUCUUCUACAUCAUCAACAUCAGCCGAAAAUGCUGAUUAUUUGAUAGAAGCAAAUGCAUAUUCCGUUGAUAUGAAAAUACAAUGGGAUCUUGUGGUAAAACUUUUCAAAAAAUUCUCAGAACGUGCGGAUUUUACUCAAACAUCUAUUAGUAAUAGUUUUAUAGAACCUGCUGAUCAAGUACUAAACGCCAAUAGCUUCAAUUCUCAAAGUGACCGCUUGACCUUACUUCAAAAACUUAUUUCAGCUACAAUUGCUAUUGAUCAAUCAUCGCAUUUGCUAGAUAUGAUGGCACGCACAUACAAUGAUGUAUCAAAUGAUCACAUGGAAGAUCAGAUCACUUCAAAUAAAGCCUAUCUUGGCCUCACAAUAGAAUCAGUACGAGCAACAAGUCAACGACAAUUAUGGCAAAAUCUACUAUCACAAUCGGUAAAAGUUGCUCGACUUACACAAGAACGUCAUAAACAAUUUGCUGAAACAAGCCUAAGUCGACAAGCUGAAUAUGCUACUUAUUUAGAAGGUGUUCUUAGUGCUUAA